UUCUUCCUCACGAUUGCGACUUCCGGUCAAAACAAACAGAAGCGGGAUGUACAAACGGUCAUUGUAUAAAGUAAAUCCCGUGCAAAACAAUACCGGUCAGAAGACAAAAAGAACUGACCGAAAUAUCUUCAGUACCUACCAGAGGGUCACAGUUCUAUAGCAUAGCUUGACGAUUGGAGACAGACCUCUUAAUACAUGUACCUGGACAAAUUAAGAAUAAAAGGAAAACACUUGCACAAGGACGACUAGUCAGUGACGCUGGAGGACCAUCUGGCAAACCACGAGGGGUUUUAGCCCACGGGAUAGAUGUUCAGACAACAGAAGCAGAUCACAGAAAACCGUUCUCAGAAAGUCAUGGUGCUGUAUCCAAUUCUGAGUGGAUGACAGAUGAGGAAAGGGAGCCUUCAGCCAGUAUUACACCAAGGAAGAAAGCACCACGCACUACAGAACAGAACUCUCCUGCAAGAGUUCGUAAAACCGACACUUUAGAUCUCUCGGACAGUGAUGAAGAAAUCGCACAGAAUUCUCAGCUUGAAGUGUUGGGACAGCAAAAAUCUUAUCCAGACGGAGUUAUGGUUCUUGACGCAUCCUGUCAACUGAUUGACAUGGAUCAGACAGAAGUGGAUGUUGUCGUUGGUUACAGAAAAUCUCCUGCAAGAGUUGUUUGUCACUCCCCCGCUGCUGCCAAAAGACAGCUCAGGAAUUCGGCCAUGAGGGGUGAGCCAAACAAAGUGUCUGUUUCAAAUGUUCCUGCAAUCCCUGUCACAUCUCCAGUCAUGUCAAAACCCUCGAACAAGUCAUCUCCUGUUGUAAAAGAGAAAUUGACAGGAAUACUAAGAAGUACAGAUGAGAUGCUAGGAGCGCUUCCCGUGCUGACCCAGAUGGAGAGGAUGAUGGGAUUGCCGCAGCCAAAUUUUGAUGAUUCGGGGGACUCGGAGGAUUUACAACAGCCACCAGAGAAGUCUGAUGUCAUGUCUCUGAUCAGCGAGAGUGACGCCUGCUCCAUUGCAGACUAUGUCACAAAACCUGUCACCAGGAACAAAAAGUCAGCAAAUACUGCGAAGACUGCCCCAAAGACUCCGGGCACAGCCAAGAAAAAAACCAAAGUAGUGGCUUCCAGGUACAUGCAAGCAGCUCAAGCAAAAGGCUCAGUGUCAAUUCUGAUGGAUAAAUCUAGCAGGGCAGACAGAAGCAAGGCAAGUCGUAGUCUGGACAACCACACCACUCAGACUAAUUACCGAGGCAAGAAACAACCUAGAGACAAAAAGCUUGUUGAGCCCCCGAAACAUCCCAGCACCCCAGAGAAGGUGCUGACCACUAAGACAGGGAAGACCUCCACCCCAACCUCAGACAUCUCCUUCUUCUCGACUUUACAGACUGACAUCUCGGCGAUAUCUACAGGUGGUGAUACAUCCAAACUUCAUUCAGAUUCUCACUCUAAACUCAAGCAUAAACACAACAUUACACAGCAGGACCUGGACUUACUGUAUGGUAGACUAGUUCAGUGGGAUUUCCUGGCAUGUAAAGCAAAGAAAAUCAAAGAAGAGCAAGAAAGGAAAGCUAUGUCCCAGUUGUCAUGGCUUCAGGAAGAGGUACAAAAACUCAGAAAAAUCAAACAUGAGAAAGACAAAGAAUUAGCAAGAUUAAAACAUCUAAAUGAAUUAGAUGAACAACUUGAUAUUCAGAAGGAGUGUUUAGAACCAGUUGUUGGCCACUUGCCAAAACUGACCAAGCAGUAUGAGAUCCUGGCCCAGGCAUUGGACACCACUCGUCAUCAGAUACCAACCAAGGGGGUGUACAUCCCACAGGACGAGGAGCUCUUCCACCGUCAGCUGGAACAGACUUUACAAGAGAGUGAGUAUUUGUUGGGAGACCUAUCGGCCACUACUGGACAGUCACUACAGAGUGCCACAGCAACAGUCGCCAAACAUGUGUCUGCCUUAGAAAAACACACCAACCAACAGUGCCAGCAAUUAAAACAUUGUAAUGAGAUGAUAGCUGCCACACAGAGCCUGACCAUAGAAGAGAGCUCACUUAUACAACAGAGAGAAAUUACGUAUCACAGAACUGUAUAGUAAUAAUAUUCUGUUUUAUAAAUAAAUUAAUGCAAAAUAAA
Messenger RNA from Ostrea edulis (European flat oyster), 2116 nucleotides. Its product is annotated as HAUS augmin-like complex subunit 8. The coding region runs from base 381 to 2075 and encodes 564 amino acids. Gene Ontology annotation, cellular component: centrosome; nuclear microtubule; cytoplasm. The record is from RefSeq and is a predicted model, not a curated record. The transcript is spliced from 17 exons. Lineage: Eukaryota; Metazoa; Mollusca; Bivalvia; Ostreida; Ostreidae. Gene Ontology annotation, molecular function: microtubule binding. Gene Ontology annotation, biological process: centrosome cycle; spindle assembly.